AAUGAUCGUAUUCCCGGGAAAGCGGCCGUCACGAACAGUGAAAUUUCUAACUAGGAGUUCUAAUAGCUCGAUUUAACGAUUAUUCCUUCGAAAACUUUUUAUUGAACGGACCGGAAAUCGACUUUUCAGGUUUGAAAAUAAUUAUGAAGAAAAUUAUCCAAUAUUAAGGUCAUAGUGAAUGUAUCAUAAGGGCGAUAAUAUAAUGUAAAAUUUCUUUUAUCUCUUUUUAAAAGCCAUCUAAGAGGACAAAGGAAAAAAUGUACUCUAUUCUUUUUUUUUUCAUUACAAAUAUGCCAAGUCGGUUGUCCGAUGAACGCCAGUGACGAUGAACGAAACGGCGCAGCUAGUUUGAAACCAAAACCGACUAUUAGAUGCACGGGUUGCGCUAGCGCGACGGAUUUACGUCAAAUAGGCCGUACCCAACCGGCAGAAAAAAGAGAAUCACAGGACGAUACAGUGGUGAGGAGACGACCUACAAAACUGAAUACAUCAUCGAAUAUUAGGUAUUCAAUGAAUAUUAGCGAAAACGCCCGGCUUGAUUUUUUUGUCGAGAAAAAUGUAUUAGAGCAGGUGGCUGAUGGACUGCCAUCAGCCUCUACCUGCUCCCUAUUGGAAACUAUAUCCCUAUUGGAUUCACCCGCCGUACAAAAUAGCAACUGCAGUGACUGUGGUCAAAGUGCACCAAGCGAUACACCCGCUAUUGCUCCAUCGACGCCGGCUAAAACCGUUGAAGAAAAAGAAAUGGCUCGUAGAUGUUCGGUUCAGGAGAGGAAUGAACGAGUUUUAAAAUGGCUGGACGGCAUGGAAGAAUCACAAAGCUGAUGGUUUUUUUUGUACCCUUUCUUCUUCCUGCAACUCUAUCGACUGUAUAAUCUGAAAAAAUUAAUAUUUAAAAAAACAAAAGCCUAUGUAUCAACUAAUAAAAAAUUACGUAAUACAUUUAUAAAGUAAAUAAAAUAAAUUCCCGGAUAAAAAUCAGAAGAGCAAUACUUUUCGUAACGAAAAGUAUAUUGCGUAAUUUUCAUAUUUUACAUGGAAAAAUUUUUU
This is a messenger RNA of Dimorphilus gyrociliatus, 1047 nucleotides long. NCBI's taxonomy places the organism in Eukaryota, Metazoa, Annelida, Polychaeta, Dinophilidae. The record is from the annotation of a GenBank genome assembly.